Anarrhichthys ocellatus (wolf-eel) is the source of this 8256-nucleotide messenger RNA. RefSeq names its product synaptojanin 1 (gene synj1). Gene Ontology annotation, molecular function: nucleic acid binding; SH3 domain binding; phosphatidylinositol-4,5-bisphosphate 5-phosphatase activity. Bases 803 to 5797 code for a protein of 1664 amino acids. The record is from RefSeq and is a predicted model, not a curated record. The transcript has 32 exons. Lineage: Eukaryota; Metazoa; Chordata; Actinopteri; Perciformes; Anarhichadidae. Gene Ontology annotation, biological process: synaptic vesicle endocytosis; phosphatidylinositol dephosphorylation.
UAAAUGUACAAUAGUGAGAUAGAGCUGACAUUCAAACGUAUGCACACGCCUAACCGUUAUAUGAUGAACAGUCAACGUAUUAGUAAAUGUGAGAUUAUCAUCCCGGACGUGCAGGUUGUACCACCAUCAAAACAUCGUCAGAUAGCGAAUCAUAGCUAUCACCCCUGUGAUUGAUUUAGCUAACUUAGCUAACGGUAUCAGCUAGCAUUAGAUAGGCGCAGGACAGUUUUAUCAGUUUAUCACUGACGUUUUGUUCGUUGGUUUCUCUCGUCACUAAACCUAGCUAUGAAGCUACGUGUGCAGGGCAACGUUAGCGUUAGCUUCGGCUGCUGCACAGCAUUAUGAAGUCGUGACUGCCCGUGUCAGGAUGGAUGAUGUUUCAGUCCCCCGGCCUAACGUUAUCGUACACAGUAUCCGUGCUGCUCAUAAUCUCCGGGCCACCAGCGAAAUUGUGUUUAAAAGAUUAGUUUGCCAUAUGUUUUGGGCCCUUAGCUAUGUCCGGGAACUGAUUUCCCAAUGAAAGAUUUCAAUAUCACGUAAUUUGUAAUGUUGCCUAAUAAUACGAUACAUUUCCAUAAUGUGCAGGAUGUACAUUAAUGUACAUUAAAAUGUAAAAGAUUUCAACCCCAAAAUUGUAUUACACACAGUAUUUCUAUUUAGUUUUUGAAAACUCUUAAUUGUUGGUCCAGUUCUAACGCUAGCUGCGCAAACACUACAAAACAAGGGAUGUAGAUAGAUAGAUAUGUAUUAUGGUAUGGUCAUAUCACAGGUAAUAACGUAGUUUUUUCAUCUUGGAUCAACAAUGGCCUUCAGCAAGGGAUAUCGCAUUUACCACAAGCUGGACCCCCCUCCCUACAGUGUCCUAGUGGAGACCAGGAGCCGGGAAGAAUGCCUCAUGUUUGAAUCCGGGGCUGUUGCCGUCCUGUCGGCGGCAGAGAAGGAGGCCAUUAAAAACUCAUAUGCCAAGAUUCUCGAUGCCUAUGGCAUCUUGGGCGUCCUCCGCUUAAACCUGGGUGACUCCAUGCUCCACAGUCUGGUGGUUGUGACCGGAUGCAGCUCUGUGGGGAAGGUGCAGGAUUCUGAGGUUUUCAGGGUCACACAGACAGAUUUCAUAUCCCUGAAGAAUGAUCAAGCAGACGAGGACCGGAUCGCUGAAGUGCGAAAGGUGUUGAACUCGGGACACUUCUACUUUGCCUGGUCUGCCACUGGUGUCAGCAUGGACUUGAGUCUCAAUGCACAUCGCAGGAUCCUAGAGGACACGACAGAUAACCGCUUCUUUUGGAACCAAUCUCUGCACCUGCACCUGAAACACUACGGAGUAAACUGUGACGACUGGCUGUUGAGGCUGAUGUGUGGCGGUGUGGAGGUCAGGACCAUCUAUGCGGGCCACAAACAGGCCAAGGCCUGCAUCUUCUCCCGCCUCAGCUCGGAGCGGGCCGGCACGCGAUUCAACGUCCGCGGAACAAACGACGACGGACAGGUGGCCAACUUUGUGGAGACUGAACAGGUUAUUUUCCUGGACGACAAAGUUUCCUCCUUCAUACAGAUCCGUGGGUCCAUUCCUCUGUUCUGGGAACAGCCAGGAAUCCAGGUCGGCUCUCAUCGUGUCAAACUCUCAAGGGGAUUCGAGGCAAAUGCACCAGCAUUCGAAAGACACUUUACUACACUGCGGAGGUUGUAUGGUAAACAGGUGAUCAUCAACCUGCUUGGGAGUAAGGAAGGGGAACACAUGCUCAGCAAAGCUUUUCAGAGUCACCUGAAGGCAUCAGAGCACGCUUCAGCAGUGAAGAUGGUGAACUUUGACUACCAUCAAAAUGUGAAGGGGGGCAAAGCGGACAAACUCCACAGUGUCCUCAAACCCUACCUCAACAAGUUCACAGAAGAGUGCGGGUUCUUCUACUACUCUGCAGAGACGGGCAUCGUGAGGACUCAGGGUGGGACCAUUAGGACCAACUGCCUGGACUGUUUGGAUAGAACCAACAGUGUGCAGGCCUUCUUUGCCCUUGAGAUGCUGCCCAAGCAGCUGGAGGAAAUGAGUCUGACAGAGAAACCCCAGCUGGUGGCCAGGUUCCAGGAGGUCUUUAGGACCAUGUGGUCUGCCAAUGGAGACUCCGUCAGUAAGAUCUACGCGGGCACUGGUGCCCUGGAUGGCAAGGCCAAGGUGGGAAAGCUAAAAGAUGGCGCUCGUUCUGUGACCAGGACCAUCCAGAACAACUUCUUUGACAGUUCUAAGCAGGAGGCGAUAGACAUCCUGAGGCUGGGCUCCACACUCAACAGCGAUUUGGCCGACAAGGCUCGGGCCUUGCUCACCACUUCCAGUCUUUAUGUCACUGAGCCCGUCUUACAAUCAGCCUCCCCGAGAGUAUUGCUGGGAAUGUGUCAGAACUACCAUAAAUACACACGGCCCAAGCAGAUCCGGGUGUGCACCGGCACCUGGAAUGUCAACGGGGGUAAACAGUUUCGCAGCAUUGCUUUCCGCAACCAGACGCUCAACGACUGGCUGUUGGAUGCUCCAAAGAAGGCGGGGCAUCCUGAGUUCCAGGACAGCAAAGCAAACCCCAUAGAUAUCUUCGCCAUCGGUUUUGAGGAAAUGGUUGAGCUAAAUGCUGGCAAUAUUGUCAGUGCGAGCACUACAAACCAGAAACUAUGGGCAGCUGAGCUACAAAAAAACAUAUCGCGGGACCACAAGUAUGUGCUGCUGGCUUCAGAGCAGCUGGUGGGAGUGUGUCUGUUCGUCUUCAUCCGCCCACAGCACGCGCCCUUCAUCAGGGAUGUUGCUGUAGAUACUGUCAAAACCGGGAUGGGCGGGGCUACAGGCAACAAAGGAGGUGUGGCCAUCCGCCUGCUCUUCCAUACCACCAGCAUCUGCUUCGUCUGCUCCCACUUUGCUGCUGGCCAGUCACAGGUCAAGGAGAGGAAUGACGACUACAGUGAGAUCACACGCAGACUCACCUUCCCCAUGGGUCGUCUGCUGUACUCGCAUGACUACGUCUUCUGGUGUGGAGACUUUAACUAUCGGAUCAGCCUGCCCAACGAAGAAGUGAAAGAGCUAAUCAAACAGCAAAACUGGGAAGCCUUGACAGCUGGGGACCAGUUGCUGGACCAGAAGAAUGCUGGUUUGGUGUUCCGAGGUUUUAUCGAGGGGAAGUUGGAUUUUGCGCCCACCUACAAGUAUGACCUCUUCUCAGAAGAUUAUGACACCAGUGAGAAGUGCCGCACACCAGCCUGGACGGACCGCAUACUCUGGAAGAGGAGGAAGUGGAACUUUGAUAAAACAGCUGAGGAGAUGAAUGUAGUUGGAGCAGCUUCUACAUCCGGGGAGAAUGACGACGAUCCAGAUAACCCCUGGAGCGCAGGCACUCUGAAGUACUAUGGCAGGGCUGAGCUUAAGACCUCCGACCACAGGCCCGUGGUGUCGAUAAUGGACGUGGACAUCCUGGAGGUGGACCCGGACGCGCGGCACCAGGUCUACAAAGAAGUCAUCGCCCUGCAGGGGCCUCCGGACGGCACCAUCCUGGUGUCCCUCUGCUCCUCCGGCCCCGACGACUACUUUGACGAUGCUCUCAUAGACGAGCUGCUGGACAAGUUUGCUCAAUUCGGAGAGGUCAUCCUCAUCAGGUUUGUUGAGGAGAAGAUGUGGGUGACUUUCCUGGAAGGUUACUCUGCUCUUGCUGCGCUUUCUCUCAGCGCUUCCACUGUCCUCGGCAAACUGAUUGACAUCCGUCUGAAGAGUUCGGGCUGGAUCAAGAGUCUGGAGGAGGAGAUGAGUGUGGAGAGAAUCUGUGGGAGCAUCCCCACCUCGGCCAGCUCCACCCUGCUUGCUGAGGACACGGACAUGGGCGACGAUGAUUAUGAUAUGGAAGGUGAUGUGGACGAGGAGGUGGAGGAGAUCCUUCCCCAGCACCUUCAGCCUGGAGCAGGCACCGGCCCUCUAUCCUCCCCUUUCCCCUCCCCCCGCAGUAGUCCCUGUCACUCCCCCACCCAGGGGGAGCCUGUCGCCCCCGGCAGGUCUGCUCGAGGUCAACCCUCCCGCCCAUCACAAGGGCCUCCUGUGGACUUCCAGCCUGGUGCCCCCACAUCUUCAGAGCCCAAACGCCCGCCCCCCCCUCGUCCCCACGCCCCCCCAGCCCGCCCAGCACCUCCUCAACGCCCACCACCACCUUCAGGAGGCAUGAGCCCUCUGCCAGUUAGAAAGGGCUCUGCAGACUGUGGCGAAUGGCCCAACCCACUGUUUGGUAGGAGAGGCAGUGAAGGACCAAAAAGCCCCGCUCUCCCUCGGCCAGAAGCAGCUACAGCUCGAGGCCAGGUAGCAGUGGGAGCUCCUGGACCUGGAGGUGCUCCGAGACCCAAUAUCCCUCCUCGAGCAGGGGUGAUCAGUAUGCCCCCUCAGUCUCGCCCACCACCUCUCUCUCACCCUGGAGCACCCAGACCCAUCCCAGAGGUGCAUCCUGGGGCCCCUCGGCCCAUCCCAGACACCCACCCUGGAGCCCCACGCCCUGUGGCCAGUGGCCAGGUCAAGCCGACCGACCUGCCUCUGGGUCCCCCUCCCUCGGCUCCUCCUCCUGCAGAGCCCCCUGCAGCCAGACCCCAGGUCCCAUCACCCAUGCAGCCGCCCAUGCAGCCCCAACCAGCUGCCCCGACAGUUCAGUCCCAACUCCAAGCACCCAUGCAGCCCACAAUCUCAGCUCCGCUCCAGCCACAGCAAGCUCCUAAAGCAGGGCCCCCCCCUGCUGCUGCUGCCCCCCCUGCUGUUGGCUCUCCACAAGGUCUAGCCUCUCCUAAGCCCCCGCCACGUUCACGCUCCUCUCACACUCUGCCACCUGACGCCGCCAAGUCUGAGACGGCCCCAGCUGCGCAGACCAAUGGAAUGAAUGGAAUCCAAAGAGAAGCACAAUGGAAGCCCGACCCCUUCGACACACUUGCUUCUGAUCUCCUCUCCUCCUCCUCGUCCUCCUCCUGGCACACCACCCAGUCUCUGACCCGAGGCUCCUCCCUGCGUGCCCCCCCCUCCGUUCCCACGUCUUCGUCCGCCAGCACCCUCCCUUCAUCCUUCUCCCUCCAGCCCUCCGCUCUGUCGGACCCACAGGCGCUCAACUCGUCGUCGUCCUCCUCGCUUUCCACCCCGUCGCCGUUCGCCUCCUCCCUGCUGCCGCCCCCUCCGGUCCCGUCUCGUAGCCGCUCGCAGGAGACGCUGCGCGGGGCCUCCCCUGGCCCCCUCCUGACUGACCCGCUUCCAGCCCGCCCGAGCAGCACCAAUCCCUUCACAGGCUCGCUGCCGCAACAACAGCAGUACCGCUCGCUCACGCCGGACUUCAGCGUCCAUCGUCCCGCCCCGACGCCAAACAUUCAGAGGACCAUGUCUGCUCUUACUCCACCACUCAUCCCCACCCCCGCUCCGACAGCAGCCGCUACUGCUGCACCCGCCUUCCAGCUCCAGAGGACCACGUCCCUGUUCGGUCCGUCAUCCACUUUUCCUUCUCCACCUCCUCCUCUGCUCCCCCUUGCCCCGUCUCCUGUCCCCUCCUUGCCCCUGGUGCCAGCCUCCUCCAUUCCGCCUGUCCUCGCACCUCGUCGCCAGCCGCCUCCCCCGGGAGGCAAACCGACCCAGCGGUGGGUCACUUUUGAUGAUGAUUUGGAUUUUCAACCUCCGACCAAAACGCCACAGGCCCCCGUCUUCCCGUCCAGUUCCCUAGUGGCCCAAACUCAGCCCUCGAGCUCUCUGUUUGACUCCGAGCCCGACUGGUUAUCCUCGGUCCCGUCGGUAUUCCCAAAUCUCCGUCCUCCCUGUCCCAAGUAGAACCGUAAACAGUACCCCCCCCCCCCCCAGGGACCCACCAACGACUGCUUCUUCCCCAGGAAGGGAACAGAAAGACAGGCUCACUCUUAAUAUGUAAAGGGCAUAUCCAGAUAUGUAUAGAUCUAUGAUAUAUGUGUGUGUAUGUACAAAAGAGACGAUAUUUAAAGAAAGUAUAGACCAAUCCCCGUCUGAAUCCCAGGAAACGAUUUACGUCUCGAGCAGCACGGGCCCUAAAAGUGUGUUCUAAACUCGACCACAGAGAUGUUUGCUUGCUCCCUGAUGUUACCAUUUAUUUUAAUAUGAGUUGUUCUGUUUAUUUUUAAUCGUGGCAGCAAACAUGUGCCUGUGUCUACGGUAUAGUGUUAUGUAUAAAGUACAUCAAUACGCACAAAUCAUGUGUUUAUCGUGUGCAAUAUCGAGAGGUUUGUGUGUGGCCGUGCAGCUUCAGCAUUAGCUACGCUGCGGCUCAUAUCCACCCUUCUGACUAAUCUGUACAUCGGAGCGGGAUUCUCAGAGUAGCGGGUAAUCUUCUACCUUCUCUGUGUACUUGUAGUAGAAGGUUAUGCACUGCAGGUUUUUUUUCCAUUUGCUCCCAACCAUAGUUUGUUUUGUUCUGUUCUUUUGUGUCUGAGGGGUGCAGAGCUUGCUUUUAUCAUGAAUGUACUUUUAUGUUGCACUGGGUUUCGCCUCCUUGCUGACACCACGUGGUGAACCAGAAUGCCACAAGUCCGCGUCAUAGUCCGUUCACUGCCGCAACACCGAUGUCAUUUUGUUCUCGCUCUAUUCAGUCGUCGCUCUUUGUCAACGGGCUGUUGCGCUAAGCUGAGUAUAUUUUGUAGCGCUAUAUCAAAGCCUAUACAUAGUGAUUAUGUAUGUUUUCAAUAUGGAUAGGACUCAGUGUGUGUGUGUGUGUGUGUGUGUGUGUGUGUGUGUGUGUGUUUGUGAUGGCCGCAUCAGGGAUUUGCACAAUGUAACUGAUGCACCGACAGGCUGCUCUUGGUUGUGUUCUUGCUGAGUGACAGAAAUGAGAACCUGCGGAUUGAAGAGACGACCCGAAGCAUUGAACCACACUAGUGUAGGAUCAGAUCAGUGGCGCGUGUAUACUGCUGUUAAGUACGACGCAGGUGUGCCAUGCAUAAUAAUAAUAAUAAUAAUAAGAGGGCACUUUUAUUUUAAUUUUAUUCAACUUUUGUUUAUUGCAAAAGCCAUGUUUUUUUUAAGUUCUACAAACAAUUACUCUAAAUAAUCUAUUGUUGAUAACUGUGGUGAGAAGUGAUGUGUUGUGUUUGAGGUGCAUAUCGUCUGUUGUCGUGUUUGUGUUUGGAUGUGUGUGAGUGUGUGUGUGUGUACAUAGUUAAGAGUAGAAUAUCAGAGCUUUUCCCCGAGGAAGUCUUCUCAUUUAAGUGCACACCGUGUAUUUGCUUACAGGUUUUGAACCAACAGCCACUGUAUUCUUUCAUAAAUAGUUGUAACUGUAUUUCCAAUCUCCAGCUUGCCCCGGGGCUGUGGAGUGACCUCACUGUAUGCAAACAUCUUAAACAAUAAAAGACAAAGGACUUUUACCACAAAGCACCCACCACCUGUGUGUGACAAUUCCCACCAUAGCAACACUAACGGACUGUACAGACUCGACUACACUGUAACCAACGCAUCACCACACUUUCAUUUCCAGUGGACUGUGUGCUGUGUUCUUCCCAGGCGCAGCGUGGCCCACAUUCCAGACAGUAGUGUGAUUUGAGUGUCUUCUCGGCAGUUUGCAGGUCCAACUGUGAUAUCGAGCCCAUGGCCGCUUUCCCUCCAGUCGAGCGUAGUUGUUACGGAGCCUCGCUGAUUAUUUGACCAUUCAUGAGGCGUGUUUGUUAUGUUGUCAGAGGUGAUGUGUCAGUAUUUUUUUAUUUUCCUGUACUACGUUAUUUCACUCUUUGGCUGCUGUUGAGAUGUCAGUGUCAAUGUUGACAAUGGAGGAUAAAACAGAAAUAGUACGAGCUAACUAAUGCUUCUGCCCUUUGUUUAAACACAAUAGGAAUUAUAUUUGUUCACUGCACUGAAAGCAUCGGCUAUCUAUGUAAGCAAGUGUAUCGGGUUGCCUUUGCUUAAAUGUCAUCUCUGAGGCAUUCAUUGUGUUUUCCACGUGUGUGCAGUAGGUCAUGUAUCUGCAUUAAUGGUAGGUAACUAGCCAGCGCUUUGUGUCCCGUCAUGUUCAAGAUGAGAUUUUAUAGGAAACAUAUUGCUCCUUUUUUCGUGAGGUUGGUGUCCCCUUUUUAUGGUUAUAAUCCAUAGUAAAUAAAGAGUCUGUUGUUGUUGAACAUAUUCUUGUAUGUAUUAAAGACAAAACAUGAAAACUGCAAGUCAUGUUAAUAUCCAACGUUCCAUAUUUUAAGUGCGAAGCUCAUUGCACAUUUAUGUAUGAAGCAGUUUGUGUUGUAUGUAUGCAAAAAUAAAUGUAAGUUGACCCUGAA